Molecule: messenger RNA, 1031 nt
Organism: Hibiscus syriacus
Lineage: Eukaryota; Viridiplantae; Streptophyta; Magnoliopsida; Malvales; Malvaceae
Exons: 3
Coding region: 280-891 (203 amino acids)
Source: RefSeq, a predicted model, not a curated record
CGCGUUCUCGCCCGACCCUUAUCAACAAUGACACAGUCCAGAGAGAGGGAGAAAAUUUGAUUAUAUUUAUCAAAGGAGAAAAUCAAAUCGCACAUUCUCUAUAUAUUAUUCUUCGCACCCAUCUUCCUCACUUUUCAUCUUCUUUAUCCUUCUUUCUUUCCCUCUCCUCUCCCGUAUCUUCUAUCCUUCUCUUCCCAAUCCAAUAUUUGAAAUCCACAGAUUUGUCAAUAUCUGGCUCUCUUCCUUUUUGGUUAUCGUUGGUCGGUGUUGGUUUCAACGAUGAUGGUGAAAGAUGAGUGGAUUCGGGCAGCGAUCGCGGACGACAAUUUGGUGGUUGAGUUGUUGGUAAGGCUCAAGCAAGCCCAGGCGGCACCACCUGCUUCCAAAUAUGCCUUGCCUGCAUUUAAAUGGGGGAUACGUCAGCGGAGGUCUAAACCCAUGUUGCUACGAUGCGAAGCCAGGAGAGACGGAGAUUUCAACGUCAGUGCAAGUGGUAGUCCCACCACGCCCCUUUGUUGGAGCGGUGGUAGUAGCGACGCUUCUCCUUCCGCCGCCGCCGGUUUUGAAGAGACGAGUUCCCACGUCCGUCGCUCACCUCCUGUCGCACCUUCGAGAUCCAAGGAUGAGAGUUGUAAAGAACAUCAAGCCACAAGCCAGAACUUGAAAAGAACUAGGCUUGAUUCGAACUCGAGCUUAAUUGGUAAUGAACCAGAGAGAGUACCUUGUCCAAGACCACGAUUGUCGUCAGACUCAACCUUACCAUCUGAUGAUGACCGUGAACUGCCGUUAGAUUCUCGCAAUGCGGGCAAACUCACCUUUGUACUGCCUGAUCUAAAUAUGGUGCCUGCCGAAGACGAUUCUGAUCCCGAAAUGUUACACAGGAGUAGCUGAACAGGCAAGAGUUGAUGACUUUCAGAUUAGAUUGAAAACUCAGGUGACGGUUUGAGACACCGAGGUAAAGAUGAUCCCCUCAUCGACUUCUUGUUAUGUAAAUAAAGUAGUUGCUAUUCUUUGUAGGUGGAAACUUGUUU